Nezara viridula (southern green stink bug) is the source of this 675-nucleotide messenger RNA. Lineage: Eukaryota; Metazoa; Arthropoda; Insecta; Hemiptera; Pentatomidae. The record is from the annotation of a GenBank genome assembly.
AUGAUGUCUUGGUUAGCUGUACUCCUCAUCCUCCGGUUCGUCGUAGUCUGGGCAGCUUGUCCUACCUGCGACACCAGUAAUUGCGUCGUGUUUUGUAUGAACCCUGUACCGGAUCCAUGUGGCUGCUGUCCAUUCUUAUGCGGCAACAAGGAGGAUGAAUCUUGCUCUGCGAACGAACCUUGUAGCAGGGAUCUUGUUUGUACCAAUACCACUGCAGGUGAAAAAUGUCUAUGCCGGAUCGACAAACGAAUGGUAUGCGGCAGUAAUAAUGUCACUUAUAAUUCUCUCUGUCAUAUGAACAACGACGAAACACAAAAAGUAAUUUUCAAGCAUUGGGGGCCAUGCCAGUUCGGGCCUCUUAUACAGUCUGGGCCAAUGGAGACUAAAUCACAGCUAGGCAUGCCGGUAACUCUUGAUUGUGAAGCCAAAGGAUCACCUGUGCCAUCUAUAACUUGGACCUUUAAAGGAAAAGACGGGGUUACUAAAAUCCUUCCAGGAGACGAUCAGCAAGUAGCCAUCCAAGUCCGCGGAGGCCCGGAACUCCUCAUGGUUACAUCCUGGGUGCAGAUCGUGGAGGCUUUGCCUUCGAACGAAGGUGUCUACACCUGCGAAGCAACCAGCCCAAGAGGUUCGGUGAAAGCAGAAGCCACUCUCUUGGUCAGGCCAUUGGCUUGA